This is a messenger RNA of Coturnix japonica (Japanese quail), 1997 nucleotides long. RefSeq names its product triggering receptor expressed on myeloid cells 2-like. The record is from RefSeq and is a predicted model, not a curated record. Lineage: Eukaryota; Metazoa; Chordata; Aves; Galliformes; Phasianidae. Gene Ontology annotation, cellular component: cell surface. Gene Ontology annotation, molecular function: signaling receptor activity.
CAACAAGAAUCCAAGCACCAGAAGGUCUCCUAAGAACAAAACAGCAAUGAGGCACAUCCACAACACACACAGUUUUUCCCUACAUUUAUCAGUCUGCUUAGGUAAGAAAUAAGAUGGAAAGAGGCUUUCAGGCUAAAGCUGAAUGCUCACCUGAGGAUGGUCCAUACAGAGAGCAGCACAGAGCAAAAGUCUGACAGCGAGAAAUGGGUAAUCCUGCUCAUGGUGGUGGGUUGGAAGUAGAUGAUUCCAUAGGUCUAGUAGUAGUUUGCUACUCAGUUACACUGGGUCAAUCAGUGGAAGAGUAAUGGUAGAAGAUAAUAAAAUGCAAGAAAUACAUUUUCAGGAUCACAGUUGCUUCUCAUGGAAGAGAAUCUGCAGGUUUAUCUGCCUGUUUCUGUAGGAUAAGUGAGGUUUUAUCAGCAUUUGCAUGGAAGAUCUCCCUGUAAACAAAUCCAACAAGUUAAAAGGGGCAGCCCAUCAGUUUGCUGACGAUGCUGGAGGCCAUCACAUGAUGGUCUCUUUCAGCUGUUCAGACUCAAUUGUGGCUGAUGCCUGAAUUUUCAGCCAGUGAGAGCAAUGCCCAUCCCUGGCAAAUUGCUCAACACGUAGGACAAAAAAGAUGCCAAGUUCCUCUGCUCAUUCCUUCCGGCAGAGGUAGGAGGGGAGAAAAGCCAACGGCUCUUGGGCAAUAGUUCUUUUCACUUCUGUCUGGACUCCUCUCUUUCCCCCUUCUCUGCUGGACAGACAUGGAGAAACUCAUGCACCUCAUCUUGGUCUUCUUCUCAGCAUCCUGCGCUGCACAGAACAUCACUACGGUGUAUGGAAUGGAGGGGGGAACCAUAUCUGUGAACUGCACCUACAACCCCCGGCAGCAGCGGUGGAGGGAGAAGAGCUGGUGCAGGCAGAUCAAUGGCAGCAAAUGCCAACACGUGGUGAGCGCCCGGCGCUUCUGGCUGCCCUUCCUGAGGAACAGGAACGGCACCACGUCCAUCAGCGACAACAUCCAGGACGGGGUCCUGACAGUGACCAUGAGGAGGCUGAGGAAGCAGGAUGCCGGGCUGUACCAGUGCAGGACUGAGUACCUGGGGGAGACCAGCACCCUGCGGACGGUGCAGGUGGAUGUGCUGACAGCUGCCCUGGAGACCCAAAUCCCAGAGGAGCCCAGUGCUGUGCAGAGCAGCUCCAGCAUCCCUCCCGAAGCUGAUUUCACGGUCCUCUACACCAUUGCUGGAUUACUGGCUACGAAGUUUGUGGUGGCUGUGCUGAUCUUUAUCAUUAGCAACAGCAGGAAAAACAGGGAGGCAGAGCAGAAGAAGCCAAGCUUGAAUGAACAGCAGGUCCCUCGUUUCCCUGGUGACCUCGUGGAGCAUGGACAUGGAAUCGGCCCCUCGUGGGAGAGCUCUGCUUAGAGCCCAACCAAAGAGAAUCAACAGGGAAACGAACACCGAGCUUUAUCCAGCAAAGCUUUGCCACCUGCUGUAAGAAAGAAAAGCACUGCCCACUAAACACAGGGACUGACAAACCUGUGGAGAGGGAAUAUCACCAUCUACCAUCUUCUCUCAUUGCUCCUGUCCGUAAAGUCUGAUGUUUUGCCAUACUAAUGGCAAUGCAGUGCUCUGCUGUCACCUCCAGUCACAGCCAGUAACUGCACUGUGUUACCAGGCACUUAUUUCAAGUGCUUAUCCCCUCCUCGGGUGAGAUCCAUCAGUGCUGUGCCAUCUCAGAGUAGAUCCUAAGAUCCCAAAGAUCUCUUUGCACAGAGUAGAUCCUUAGCAGACAGUCAGAGUGGAAAGAAAUACACGACUGCAGAACAUAACAAAGGGAUGUGAUCUGCACACAGCUCUGAGCUUGGUUCUACCUUCCCAAGGGGAUCACUGUUCAUCGUGCCCCCAAAGGAAGCUGCAAUUACCUGUCCAAAGAAGAACCCAGCCCCAGGGCCACUCACACUUCUUCCUGCAUUGCCUACAAAGCUAAAUAAAAUCAAACUGGUUACCUUA